AUGAUUGGAUCGUUUCUUACAAGAGGAUUGGUGAUGGUGUUGGGUUAUGCGUACCCUGCGUAUGAAUGUUACAAGACUGUUGAAAAGAAUAGGCCUGAAAUCGAGCAGCUUCGCUUUUGGUGCCAGUACUGGAUAUUGGUUGCUUGCUUGACAGUUUUUGAAAGAGUUGGUGAUGCUUUUGUUUCAUGGGUUCCAAUGUACAGUGAAGCUAAGUUAGCAUUCUUCAUUUACCUGUGGUAUCCUAAGACCAGGGGUACUACAUAUGUCUACGAGUCUUUCUUUAGACCAUAUCUCUCACAGCAUGAGAAUGACAUAGACCAUAGUUUAUUGGAGCUAAGAACAAGAGCUGGAGAUAUGGCGGUUAUAUACUGGCAACGAGUUGCAAGCUAUGGACAGACGAGAAUCUUUGAGAUUUUGCAGUACGUCGCUGCACAAUCAACUCCAAGACCGCCGCAGCCACCUCAGAAACGUGGAGGCAGAGCUAAUCAAGCUCCUCCUAAGCCGAAGAAAUCUUCCGUAGCACAACCUACAGCUGAAGAAGUAGAGGUGCUCGAUUCGUCUAGCAGUGAUGAUGAAGGUAACGAAGCUACCGGUAAAGCAGCAGGCCCUUCAAAACCGGCUUCUGCACCAGCCACGGUUACGAAAACCGCUCAGGUAGUACAAAAAUCAGUCGCAGCCGCUUCCCCAACCCAAUCAACCACCCAAGAGGAAGAAGUAGAACUAAUGGAGAUAGAAUCAGAAGAGGAAGCGGAAUCAGUGGAUGGAAGUUCGAAACAGGAAGGUCCAAAGGAGACGGUGAUGGAGCAGACAAUCAGGAUGACUCGUGGAAGGUUGAGGAAGACGCGUUCAGAAGAGAGCCGUUGA
Molecule: messenger RNA, 864 nt
Organism: Microthlaspi erraticum
Lineage: Eukaryota; Viridiplantae; Streptophyta; Magnoliopsida; Brassicales; Brassicaceae
Source: the annotation of a GenBank genome assembly